GCGGAGAGAGGAGAGAGGAGAGGAACAUGAAGACAUGUGAGCCAAGGUAAAUCUAAUUGGUUAAGGUUGUUUGUGGACUCCAUUUGGUUGUUGUGUUUGGUUGAGUGUAUUUAAUUGAAAAAUUAAAUGAAUUAAUGAAGUGGAGAAGAAAUAUAUUAAAAAAAGAAAUGUUAGUAUAGGAAAUUCAAAGACAAAUGGGUAAUGAGAACAGAGAUGGGACAAGAAGAAUGAAAAUUUUUCCAGUAUUUGGAGUUAAAACCCCCCUGACAAGCGAUAGCAAUUAAAGGCGUGGUCCGCGUGGAAAACAAGUCACUGAUCACUACCUUAAGCAACUCUCUCAAUGCAAAAAGUAAAAAAAAACAAAUUUGCUUUUCUUUAAUACUGAAAUUCAUGAUAAUUAAAUAUCCAUAACUCCCAAUUAUUUACAAACUCUCCAUGCUUCAUUAAGUUAAUCUAAACUAACUUGAUGGUCUCAGUCACAUCAUCUCUUAGUAAUUAAGCUCACAUCCAUAAGUUCGUCUUUAAUCAUGAUCAAGCAAUCAUACAACUCGUCUUUAAUCAUGAUCGAUCAAUCAUACAAACUUGUACAAAACAGAGUCAAUUGUCAAAAGUCACUUUCAAAAGAGUUAAGCAACAAUUGAAGACAUGUCAAACCAAGAAGAUACGAACAAACUCACCAAGACUAGUAACUGAGCAAUACAGACAUUAGUGGUUCCACCACCAACAAGGAGCAGCUACGGUACGAGUGUUUUAACUGUCUUUUAUUCACCGCUCAACAAGAAAACCAGACUAGUCUACAAACCGGUUAGCAUGAAUGGAAAUUACAUCAAUUGAUUUUGGUUCCGGUUCGAUUUUACUAAACCGGAAAUCAUAUAUUCAUCAUACCGAGCGAAACGGAGUGAUGUGAAACGGCGAUGAUCAGGAAGCAAACCAACGACCGAACCGCUACUCGUCACCGUCCAAAACUAUGGCAGAACUGCACAAAUCUCCGACCUUUGAAGCAAAUUCACGCUUUCAUGAUCCUUAACGGACUCAUGUCCGAUCUCUCCAUUGUCGGAGAGCUAAUCUACUCAGCCUCCUUGUCUGUCCCCGGCGCGCUUACGUAUGCACACAAGCUGUUCGACGUAAUUCCAAAACUAGACGUAUCCAUAUGCAACCACGUGCUGCGCGGCUCUUCUCAGAGCAUGAAACCAGCAAAGACUGUCUCUUUGUAUAAAGAGAUGGAGAAACGUGGCGUGAGGCCUGAUAGGUACACGUUCACGUUCGUUCUCAAGGCCUGCUCGAGGCUUGAGUGGAGGAGUAACGGUUUUGCGUUUCAUGGGAAAGUAAUGAGACAUGGGUUUGCUUCCAACGAGUAUGUCAAGAACGCUUUGAUUCUUUUUCACGCUAACUGCGGAGAUUUGGGGAUUGCGAGCGAGCUUUUUGAUGACUCUGCUAAAGCUCAUAAGGUUGCUUGGUCUUCUAUGACCUCUGGGUAUGCUAAGAGAGGGAAGAUAGAUGAGGCUAUUAAGGUUUUCGACGAAAUGCCGGAGAAGGAUCAGGUUGCUUGGAACGUGAUGAUUACUGGUUGUUUGAAGUGUAGGGAGAUGGAUAGAGCGAGAGAGCUUUUCGAUAGGUUUAAGGAGAAAGAUGUUGUGACGUGGAACGCAAUGAUAUCAGGUUAUGUGAGUUGCGGGUGCCCUAAGGAGGCUUUGAGUAUAUUCAAGGAGAUGAGGGAUGCUGGUGAGCAUCCAGACGUUGUGACGGUGCUGAGUUUGUUGUCUGCUUGUGCGGACUUGGGAGACUCUGAGACCGGGAAGAGAAUCCAUCUCUACGUCUUGGAAACGGCUUCGGUUUCGAGGUCCAUGUAUAUAGGCACUCCCGUUUGGAAUGCUUUGAUCGACAUGUAUGCAAAGUGCGGAAGCAUAGACAGCGCGAUCCAAGUGUUCAGAGCGAUGAAAGAGCGAGACUUGUCGUCUUGGAACACUUUGAUCGUUGGUUUGGCUCUGCAUCACGCAGAGGGAUCGAUCGAAAUGUUUGAAGAGAUGCAGAGGUUGAAAGUGUGGCCGAACGAGGUGACGUUCAUCGGAGUUAUAUUAGCUUGCAGCCACUCUGGGAGAGUUGAUGAAGGGCGUCAGUAUUUUCGACUUAUGAAGGAUGUGUACAAGAUUGAACCGAACAUAAAGCAUUAUGGGUGUAUGGUAGAUAUGUUGGGGCGAGCGGGGCUGUUAGAGGAGGCGUUCAUGUUUGUUGAGUCGAUGGAGAUUGAGCCUAACGCUAUUGUGUGGAGAACUCUUUUGGGUGCUUGUAGGAUUUAUGGGAAUGUGGAGUUAGGGAAGUAUGCAAAUGAGAAACUGCUCAGUAUGAGAAAAGGGGAGAGUGGUGACUAUAUGUUGCUCUCAAAUAUAUAUGCUUCCACAGGUGAGUGGGAGAGAGUGCAGAAAGUAAGGAAGAUGUUUGAUGAUACAGGAGUGAAAAAACCGAGUGGAUUCAGUUUGGUCGAGGAGGAUGAUGAUAAAUUGAUGAUGAAAUAUCUACUCUCAUCAUAAAAAAUAGGUGUUGUUCUUGUCAUCAUCAUCUAUUAUGUUGAUUUCAUGAUUCUGGAUUUAGCAUAGAUUAUAUAAUGUUAAAAAGGAGAAUUUGAUA
Molecule: messenger RNA, 2625 nt
Organism: Brassica napus (rape)
Lineage: Eukaryota; Viridiplantae; Streptophyta; Magnoliopsida; Brassicales; Brassicaceae
Product: pentatricopeptide repeat-containing protein At5g15300
Exons: 1
Coding region: 915-2528 (537 amino acids)
Biological process (GO): RNA modification
Molecular function (GO): RNA binding; protein binding
Source: RefSeq, a predicted model, not a curated record